Molecule: messenger RNA, 1445 nt
Organism: Bicyclus anynana (squinting bush brown)
Lineage: Eukaryota; Metazoa; Arthropoda; Insecta; Lepidoptera; Nymphalidae
Product: probable palmitoyltransferase ZDHHC24
Exons: 2
Coding region: 237-1073 (278 amino acids)
Molecular function (GO): palmitoyltransferase activity
Source: RefSeq, a predicted model, not a curated record
UUGUAAUAGGUUGUCAAAUGUGAUCCGCAAAGAAAUGAUGUUUUUACUUCGUGGGUUUUUUUUAGAAUUUUAAACUAAAGGCACUACAUUAAUAAAAUUAUAUCCUACCUUUAAUUUUAAAUAAAGCUGAAUUUUACAAACACAUUUUUCAAUCCAAGUUAUUCAAUGAGAAAACUGCAUUAUACAUUGGAAAACAAAUUGUAACACAAAAAUAAAUUGGUACUUAAACAUAUACAAUGUUGUUAACACUUGAGAGAGUGCAAAAUAAACAAGUUAAACGAUUUUUGGGUCACAUAGCAUAUUUAACAAUAAUUUUAUUAUUAGUGCCAGGAUUUCUAUUUUUUGAACUUUGUAUUGUCCUGCCGGCAGUAGUUGAAAAAUGGACCAUUGAUUAUAUUAUACAUUACAUAAAUGCCUCAUUUCUCUUAUUAAAUAUUAUUGGGAAUAUGAUUUAUGGCAUGUUCACUGACAGUAGUAUAAAAGGAAGUUAUUUAGAGAACCGACAGAAGGAAAACUGGACAAUGUGUGCAGUAUGUGAAUGUCUCCGACCACCGCGAGCUUGGCACUGCAGCAUCUGUGAUAUUUGUGUUUUAAAAAGAGACCAUCAUUGUACAUUUUUUGCUUGUUGUGUGGGAUACUACAAUCACAGAUAUUUUAUGUAUUUUACAUUGUAUAUAUUCAUUGCUAUGGUAUAUUCGUUUUAUUAUAAUGUUAUUUUUCUAUCACAAUUUAUAACCUGGAAUCAUGGGCUGGUUAUAAUGAAGUUCAUAUUCCCUCUCGCAAGUUUUGUUGUUGAUUAUGGUGAUGAAAGUUUGUACGUAUUUCUUGUUGUAAUCAAUUUAAUUGUGGGUUUAUUUACUGGAUUUCUUUUCCUAUAUCAUUUCAAUAACAUUUUAAAAGGUAAAAUAACUCCAGAAAAAAAAUCUGACAACAUCUCUUACAAUAGAGGAUGGCACCUAAAUAUAAUAGAGGUCUUUGGACAAAGAUGGUAUUUGACAUGGAUUUCUCCGUUUGUUAGUAGUCCUUUGCCAGGCGAUGGUAUAGAAUGGGCCAUUGAGAAUAAGCAGAAAUAAUUUUUGAGGUAUUUGAUUUAUAUUUUUUUAUAUAACAUACUUGAAAAAAUUGCAUUUAUCUUGAAUAAUUUUUUUCUAGUCCAUUACUAGGCACUUGUUCAAUGGUGCUCUUAUUUCAUUAUUAUUAAAACAUGGUGAUAACUAACACAAUUUAUAUUUUUAUAAUAUUUAAUUAUGAAUUUUAAUUUUUUUAUACAAAUCAAAACAUGUUUGAUUAUGCAAUGCCACACAAUGCCUUAUUAACUAAUGAUAAAGCAAUACAAGUGAUAUUUUGAAUAGAAUCAGUAGUUUUAAUGUUAAGUUUGUACUUAUGUUCAUAGAGAUUUACUGUUGUAAUUAACAAAAAUAAUAAUUAAAUAAUAGGUUUGUAAA